AUGUUGAAUCGGUGUGUUUCUGCACAAUUACGUAAUUCAUAUGGUUUGAUUGUUGCUCGUCAUUUAUCAUUAAGUACAAGCCUUGCACAGCAACCCAAACAACAAGCAACAGAUCCAAUUCAACAAUUAUUUAUCAAUAAAAUUCGUGAAUAUAAUGAAAAACGAAAACAAACAAAAGAUGGUCUUGUGGAUUCUACAACUGAAGUACGAAAAAGUCUUGAAGAUACACUUAAUAAAUUAAAACAUGCUUAUGGUGCUGAAUCAGAAGAUCUUCUUUCGGUACCUCACCUUAGUUUUAAAGAACCUCAACUUGAAGCUGUUAUUGAAAAACAAGUCAAAGAAAUAGUUAAAAAGGAAGUAACACUAUCACCAGAAGAUAUUAAAAAAUAUACAGGUUCAUAUGGUUCAUGGUCACCAGAAUAUUCAGCUAAGAAAAAAGCUGAAGAACAAAAGAAACUUGAUCAACGGCCAUCUGGUAUUUUACCUGGUUAA
This is a messenger RNA of Rotaria sp. Silwood2, 492 nucleotides long. Lineage: Eukaryota; Metazoa; Rotifera; Eurotatoria; Philodinida; Philodinidae. The record is from the annotation of a GenBank genome assembly.